GUGCCCGGCGGCGCGGGGCGCGGCGCCCGCGGGUGUUCGCGGGGCGCAGAUCGUACCAUCUGCGGCCGCCCCCCUCCCCGUGCACUGCGGAGAAUCCUCGCACGGCAAUAGCAGCCAGAUAAUAACAAUAUUAUUAGAGCCUGGAACCGAUAUAUUAUAGACACAUAAAAAACCCCCACCAUGUCGGUUGCCUUUGCUUCUGCUCGCCCAAGAGGCAAAGGAGAGGUCACCCAGCAAACUAUCCAGAAGAUGCUGGAUGAAAAUCACCACCUAAUACAAUGUAUUAUGGAUUAUCAGAGCAAGGGAAAAACUGCAGAAUGUACUCAAUACCAACAAAUCUUGCACAGAAACUUGGUUUAUUUGGCAACAAUAGCAGACUCUAACCAGAAUAUGCAGUCCUUGCUUCCUGCUCCACCAACGCAAAAUAUAAACUUGGGCCCAGGAGGGAUGAGUCAGAGCGCAUCCAACCAAUCCCUCCACUCCCAGAGCAAUCUCAGCGAUGCCAUCGGGACCGGCCUUCCUCCCUCCUCCCUCAUGCAGAGUCAGAUUAGCAAUGGUCCUAACCACGUGUCUAUGCAGCAGUCAGGCCAGAGCACCAUGCCCACGACCUCUCUGAGUAUGACUGUCAGCAGCCAUGGGACUGGCCCUGGUUACAGCCACACAGUGCCUGCGUCUCAGAAUGUGCCAAUGCAAGGCCAGGGCUCAAUAGGCAAUUACGUCUCUCGAACAAACAUCAACAUGCAGUCUAAUCCAGUCUCCAUGAUGCACCAGCAAGCAGCAACGUCACAUUACAACUCUGCACAAGGAGGGAGCCAGCACUACCAGGGACAAUCCUCCAUUGCCAUGAUGAGCCAGAGCAACCAAGGCAACAGCAUGAUGGGGCAGCGACCCAUGGGCCCUUACAGAGCUUCACAGCAAGGUUCCUCGCAGCAGUACAUGGGUCAGGAAGAAUAUUACAGUGAGCAGUACAGUCAUGGCCAAGGCUCCUCAGAACCUAUGAAUCAGCAAUACUAUCCAGAUGGACAUGGUGAUUAUGCCUAUCAGCAGUCAUCCUAUACUGAACAGAGCUACGACCGGUCGUUUGACGACUCUACACAACACUAUUAUGAAGGAGGAAAUUCUCAGUACAGCCAGCAGCAGGCAGGGUACCAACAGGGAGCUGCACAACAGCAAACAUAUUCCCAGCAGCAAUACCCAAAUCAACAGAGUUACCCAGGACAGCAGCAAGGAUAUGGUCCUGCACAAGGAGCCUCUUCACAGUAUUCCAGCUACCAACAGGGACAGGGGCAGCAAUAUGGAAGUUACAGAGCUUCCCAGACAGGCCCAUCCGCUCAGCAACAGAGGCCUUAUGGCUAUGAGCAGGGACAAUAUGGAAAUUACCAGCAAUAAAAGAAUACAGUGCUGUGUCAAAUUCCUUUCAAUAGUAUCUCAAUCUUUUGAACUGGAUGUACAGGCAGUUUUGAUUAAUUGUAAUAUGUUGGUUACCCCUUAGCACAAAGCAGCGUCUGUAUGUGAACAGUGUUCAUUUCAUGCUGGAUAUGAAGCAGUGCACUACUGGUAACAAGACAAUGCUUUAAUGGUUUGAUAUUUGGUGCUGUGUAUAGUACUGUAUGUUGAUACAACGCAGAAGUUUUCCAUUUACCCCCUCUUGUCCCAUUCUUGAUGUUUCUGAAUAGCUUUAGGAUCAUUAGAUCACAGUUGUGCCCCGUUCUGGAAAACAGCCAGGUUGUUCUGCAGUCUGGCUCAAUGCAAAGUCCAUCAGUCACAUCUCAGUCCAGGGAAGUUCCCUGUGGUAAGUUGUCUUUUCUUAACUGGAUGCAUUGAAGAUUACCUGCCAGCCUCCAAGCUUCAUGGUUCUUCAGUUUAUUUCUACAGAACAAGGGGAUGGAUACAUUCCUUAUAAAAAGACAGUUCUAUGCUAUAUGACAAAAAAAUAACUGCAACAUCUGUAAUACCUGCCCUACCCAAGUCCUAUAAUUCAGUAAUCUGCAUAAGUCCUCAUUUCUGUUGUGAAAGCUGCAGAAAGAGGAUCCAAACCUAUGAUCAUAGAAAUGUGAAUAAAUAGAGGCACCUUUUAUAUGUCCAUGUAAACAAAGGUAUUUCUGUCGUGGAAAGAAAACCAGAAGGGAGCUCUGAGACCUGCAGUGUCAGCCUGUUCGAUGUCAAUAUUGCUUCAUAUCGUGCUUAGCUGAGAAAAACAUCUGGCAGAAGUCCCAUCUUGAAUAUCCUACUCCAAAUUUUAUAACAUGCAUAUACAUUUUUUGUGCCAAAUUUUGCAAGCAGGUGGCUGGCAUCCUUCUUUAUUCUGAUUCUUGCGCUGCCCGUGCUCAGAUUCCCCAGCAAGCAUUAUAACCAUGAAUAUUGUCAAAAUUGUUGGUCUGUUGUUCUUACAGCUCAUGAUCACUUUUAUUUUCCUAUCGUAGCUUGACAGAAAAAUAGUUCAGAGGUAAAAGAAAAAAAUGCAUCUUUAUUGCAUAUGAGCAAUUAAAUUCAGCUUUAAUAGUGAGACACUAUUAUGCAUAUAGAGAGGGGAGCUAUUAAUGGGGUCAACCAGUGAGAGAAUAACUAUAGAGGGAGAACUUAGAGAGAAAAACUAGUGGUAUGUAAAAAUCAGUAUGAACAAUGUAA
Molecule: messenger RNA, 2628 nt
Organism: Poecile atricapillus (Black-capped chickadee)
Lineage: Eukaryota; Metazoa; Chordata; Aves; Passeriformes; Paridae
Gene: SS18L1
Product: SS18L1 subunit of BAF chromatin remodeling complex
Exons: 11
Coding region: 181-1389 (402 amino acids)
Biological process (GO): positive regulation of transcription by RNA polymerase II; positive regulation of dendrite morphogenesis
Cellular component (GO): nucleus
Molecular function (GO): transcription coactivator activity
Source: RefSeq, a predicted model, not a curated record